Molecule: messenger RNA, 2025 nt
Organism: Aureobasidium pullulans EXF-150
Lineage: Eukaryota; Fungi; Ascomycota; Dothideomycetes; Dothideales; Saccotheciaceae
Exons: 1
Coding region: 1-2025 (674 amino acids)
Source: RefSeq, a predicted model, not a curated record
AUGCGUGUUCCCAUUGUUACAACCGUCAUUUGCUCCUCGUGUGCCCUGGCAUUAGCCGGUAACUCUGGUCUUUGCGACAGGAUUCGCGAAGAAGGCGCGUUAAAACCUAAGGAUGCCAAAGAGACUGUUGGCCCUUGGGCCCAGGGUCAAUAUGAUGAGUGGAAAAACUCAAAUCUCUCCGGCGCCGACAAACGCUUCUGGAGUUGGUUCCAUCACAAAUGGGCCCCCGACAUGGCAGAGUCAGUCAUCGAUUGCAAGCUCUCUAAGUCGUGCUCUCCCGUCUCCUGUCGAUUUGUCGACGAUACCCAAGAUCCGGACGACCAGUUCAACGCUUACUGGACCUUGGAAUCCGUCUCAAACUACCACAACAUGGCUUUCGAAAUCAAGGAAGCCAAUGAAAAGGCAUGGCUGGAAGUCAGAGGUGAUCUUGCAACUCUCAUGGAAAAAUUCUCGGACGGAAAGAAUAUCGAACAACACAAAGCGGACCAUGAUCAGCACUGGAAGAUCGUGAGCCACAUCGUCAUUACGAUUGCACUGCUUGCUUCUGCCAUCGCAACCGUCUUGACCGCUGGUGCAGCCGGAGAGUCGAUAGCAAUACUCGGCCUCUUGACGGUUUCAAAGGCGUCAAUGACUGUCUUUGCCGCUCAAACCGGCCUCAUCGGUAGCGCCGCUGUUGCCGCUAUAUCCUUUGGAUCAGACUUCAUGGAGGGUAAAGACUAUGUCUCCAAGAUGUCGGCUUUGCUUGGUAAAGCUCAAAAGAAGAACCAUGAGCUAGUAACAGACACGUUCGACCAACAAAUGCUUUCUUUCCUUGGCGGCGAAUAUUCUUCCCCAAAUUCAAGCGAAUCAAGCCUCGCUCAAAUGGUCGAGACUGGUAGAUACGUCAAUACGACUACUGUUUACACACCCGAACAGAACAAACAGCUUCGCAAUGUGUGGACAGCUUCCUAUAUCUCCAACAUCUGGAACACCGAGAGGACAUACAUCGUCAUGGCAGAUGCUAAAGGCGGCUGCGCAAGUGACAAGCGAGGCUACCGGCCUUUGCGAGUUUGUUUAGAUGAGGUGCCCGAUUACGUCUUCUAUGUGUUUACAAAAACACACAUUCGCGAGGGCACCCCCGGAUCAUGUCUCAUUAGAGGACCCCUCGGCUACCAAUUUCUCAAGGAAUUCACCGGCUUCACAUUAGAGGACGUUGUGCGGGCAUCUUAUGUGUAUUCGCGAUACCAUGGCUACAACGUCGAUGGGGAAGCUGAGCAGGCCGAUAUGGUCGACAAUUUCUUCAGCGCCAACCAAAUUAAAGAUGGCGGCAUAGCACAUGGUUUGUUCAAUCUUCCAAUCCUCUAUUCGCCCGGUGGCCAGGCCAUAUCUGCCAUCAACACAAAACGCGGCCGUAACUUCCCUUGCAUGGCGGCGGCUCUUCCGUGGUCGCGCAGUAAUAGUGAGAGCCAGAUUUCAAGUCUAGGGUCCAGAAGCCCCAAUUCCUGGACGGGCAACGAUCCCGAUACCAUGUUCCAGUUUUUGAACGUUACCGGCCUGUACCAGUCUGGUGACUACUGGAAAACCUGCAAGAGAAGCCGCAAGACACGUGGAAACCAUUGCAAGCGCGACACGAGUGUCAAUUGGACAAACAAAUUUCCGGAGAACCAACACAAAAAAGCGACCCAUCCUUUCAAGCGUUGCAAAUACCGCAAAUUCAAGUUUGUAGGUUGCGAUAGACCGAACAAUAACGGCUACGACGCCAACAAACCCAAGCAAUGCAAAAACGGUCCCAAGGCAUUCGGAGACACUGAGUGGAAGCUCCCAGGCGACACAACUUAUGAGGUGGGAGGUGUAUCGAUAGACGAGUUGCAAGGCUACGCUGGAGACUUGUUAGCGGAAGAAGCACAAGAGUAUGAUAGAGACAUUUCCGACGAGGCCGAAGAAGCUAGCGAAGGCUACCAAUCCGGAUGGACCGACGACGAACACGGCGCCGAUCUCGACGAGGACAGCGACCUCGAGGAGGAGGAAGGUACACUGCCCACCUGA